ACCAGGCUUAAAUAUACCAAAAUUUUCUCCAUCAUCGUCUUCAUCAUGACCGUGAGGGAUAUCAAGAUGGGGGAUAAGGGAACGUUAUCCAAAGGACGUCAAGAGAGAUUUAUUCUUAUUUUGUGUGUUUCUCUGUGGCCCAUGACUGAGGCCAUUCAUCCAGACUGCGCCAUCAUUGCUCAGCACCUGAGGGCCCGCGAGACUUGCAGGCUAGCAAGGACGAGGGAAGUUCAAAACCAGACGGAGCACAGCGGGUGUAAAACGGAAUGGGACGAGAUCGGAUGCUGGCUGAGAGCCGAUGCGGGUCAGGUGGUCAAUGUGUCGUGCUCCGACGUCUUUCAGCAUUUCUCUAGUAGCCAAGGUUAUGUUUACAGGAAUUGUACAGCAGACGGUUGGUCAGACAUUUAUCCGCCCUAUGAGGACGUCUGUGCUUUCAGUGACGACAGUGAGCCGGAAUCAGAGACCAGUUACCUCUACACCUUCAGACAAGUCUACACUGUAGGCUAUGCCACCUCCCUCAUUUCCCUCAUCACAGCCAUUGUGGUGUUCACAGCAUUCAGGAAGUUCCGCUGCACCAGGAACUACAUCCACAUCAACCUGUUCUCCUCUUUCAUCCUGAGAGCCAGUGCUGUCUUCAUCAAAGACACGGUGCUGUUUGCUGAUGAGACACUGGACCACUGUUCCAUGUCCACCAUGGCGUGCAAAUCUGCCGUGGCCUUCUUCCAGUUCAGCAUCCUGGCCAAUUACUUCUGGCUGCUGGUGGAGGGGAUGUAUCUGCAGACCCUCCUGGCUCUGACCUUUGUCUCCCAGAGGAAAUACUUUUGGUGGUACAUCUUGAUUGGAUGGGGGCUGCCAUCAGCUAUUCUCAUACUUUGGGUCCUGACCAGAUUCUUCUAUGAUAACAGAGGUUGCUGGGAUGACACAGACCAUGUAGGGAUAUGGUGGAUUAUUAAAGGCCCAAUAACAGCUUCGUUGUUGCUCAACAUUGUCAUCUUCGUCAACGUGAUCCGCAUUCUGGUCCAGAAACUAAAAUCUUCAGCCAUGUCAGGCAACAGUGACACAGGACAUUUUGUAAGGCUGGCUAAAUCCACCCUCUUUCUCAUCCCUUUGUUUGGGAUGCACUAUACGGUUUUCGCCUUCUUGCCCGAAAACACGGGAGUAGCAGCUCGACUCUACAUUGAGCUUGGCCUGGGAUCUUUUCAGGGUUUCGUGGUGGCUCUGCUUUACUGUUUCAUGAAUGGAGAUGUAGGUCCAAACGGAGCUGCGACGGUGGCUGUGGAAGUGUCACAAUCAAAGUCAUCGCACUCCCGUCAAGCGAAGUAUGGCUCAGAUCACUAUUCGAGGCCACGAGGGGCUGCAGCAGCCUCCUUCCACUGGCAACAUCUCCUCAGUAUGAGGCAAUGUUCUUUGUGAACACUAAAUGGACCUAUUGGACUUAAAACAGCUGCUACAUACAGUAGAAAGCCACACACGUGUGCGUUGGAUAUUACUGCUGACGCUGUGGAGUUGUAUCAGAAAUGGGAAAGACAACACAGCAGUGACUGGUUAAUUGACUUAUUACUGCACUGAGCCGUUCAAAAACCUCCUGUCCAAAUUAUGUAUAUUUAACACAGUUUGCACUAUACAAGAGCGUUAAAAAUAAAAUGUAAAGCUAGAUUGAGUAUUUGAAUGACAUGAUGACAGUAGUGUCACGCCCUGGAUGUUUGUCUGCGUGAAAGCUUGCUAAUUUUGCCUUUUUAUGCCUUAGUUCAGGGGUCACCAACCCAUCGAUCGCAAGCUACUGGUCAAUCUUUGGGACUUUGCUGGUCAAUCGUGAGAAUAUUAGAAAAAAAUGUAUUACUACAUCAUUGCCCUCCCCUCCCGGAGAGCGACCAACAGGCAUGCAUUUGGACCACUGAACACGCCCAUAGGGCUCGUCGGCCCCCAGGCACAGAACCUGAAAGCUCCAGCCAGGAGCACAGUUCCCAAAACCCGACCAGAGGUAUCAGCGCACGUACAGUGGAUCGCCUCGCCACGAGCUUAAGCAAGUGAGAGAGAGUGAGUGACAACGAUGUGCACGAGUACACAGCAGUAGUUAUUGCAUGUUAAUAUGGCUCCAGAUCUGCCGUUGCUACCUCAAAAUGAUGUUACCUUGUUAUACACAAGGUGGCAGAACUCGUCAUUAGACCGGUACUGCUGCGCUGUUGUCAUCAUUGUCGGUCAACAUAUUACUCAGAACGAGACAGAAGCCGAGCAUAAGCGGUACAAACCGUUUACUCUCCACUGAAUAAGCAACAACUACUUAGCACAUUUGCGCACAACAAUCACAUGACCUGGACACAGACGUGCAACUUGGUGACUCAUGCAAAUUAAUAGAAACUCACCAAAAACACAAUCCAACGACUCCAAAACACCUGUGGACAAGUUACCUGCACAUUCACCACGCUAUGAAAUGACAAACAUUACAAGUUUUUUAAAAAAUAUUAUUUUUGUUGUGACUUUUUUGAGCCACUGAUUAAGCCAGUGAUUGCAUUUACUUACAUUUUGCUUUGUUUUCGAAAAUAUCCUAAUGAGGAGAAGCGGCAUAGGAAAUUAAUGGAUGGAUUUAUGGUCUUGUGACAUGAGUCGCUGGAUUAGCCACUGCAUUAAGAGCUGCAUUUUAUUUAUCUAUUUUAAAUACAUAUUUCACUCCAUGUUCUAUUAUAUUGUUUAAAAAUGACUGUUCAACAGAAAAGUUUUUUCUUCUUUUCAAUAAUAUGCUUGGGAAUAUUUCAAAAUAACACAUUUUAGAGCUUAUACUGUGAUAUUUUUGCCCAAGUUUAUCAUACCGUCAGAAUCUCAUAUCGGCCCAUGCGUAAUCUACAGUAUGUACUACUUGUAUACAGUAUGUGUAUGUAUGUAUUUAUCUGUGCAUAUACACAACAACCUCAGUUAGUGUACGACCCAGUUAGUGUAUUUUUCGGUUUACGUUGAAAAUUUACCCAAAAAUUUUGCCUCAUUAGUAAUACACUGCGUGCUAUACAUAUGUAGCAGCGUGCUAACAUGGAAACGAGAACCGGAAGUCAUUGUCCCCCAGCUAUGUCGCCCGUCUAUGAUGUCAUGGUUGACUCUGUAGUUCUUUCAUGUCAAAUUUGUCUAUUGCGAUGGGUCUUUGUUUUUAUAAUAUAACUAGGGCUUCAGCUAUCAAAUGUUUUAGUAAUUGUGUAUUCUACUGAAAAUUAUUUCAAUUAAUCGAGUACCGUAUUUUCACGACUAUAAGGCGCACCGUAUUAAAAGGCUCAGUCUCAGUUACGGGUGCUAUUUCUGUAUUUAACACAUACAUAAGGCGCACCGUUUUAUUGGGCGCAGGCAUGGUAAAACAUGCUAGCUUAAAACAUACACUAACAUGCAUGCACGCUAAAAAAGGCAGUGGGAGCAAAACUGAGUUCGGUUGUACUUUAUUGAAGUAUUUAACAAUGUACUCACAUUAUUUUUGAUCAAUCCUCAUUCACAAAUCUAUCAAAGUCCUCAUCUUCUGUAUCCGAAAUGAACAGCGGGGCAAGUUCUCCAUCCAACACGCCAGGUUCUCUGUUGUCAUUGUCACGAGUCAGUCUUGUUGCCGUGAGGCUCCUCAGAAAUGAUGCCGGCUUUUGUGAAAACUCGAACAGUGUAAGCAGACACGUUAGCCCAAGCAUCCACAAAUAGUGGCGUAACUCGUCCAGUCUCCCAGUCUUAGUAAAGCUGUGUUCACCAUCUGUUAUCAAUCGCUCCCACGCUGCUCGCAACUUCACUCUGAACGCCCUGUUUACACCGAUGUCCAGUGGUUGGAGUUCCUCCCGGAAUGAUGGCAAGCUCUGAGUUCAUUUGCUGCACUUAUUUUUUUCACAGCGGCUGUGAGAUGGGUGCGCAUGGAGUCACAGAUCAACACGGAGGAUGACGCGAGGAAAAAAACAUCCGGUCUCUUUACGUACACCUCACUCAGCCAUUUUCUCCUCGUCCUUCUAGCCCUUUUGAUUGGUCUUAACGGUGACUCCGGCUGGAAACUUUUCUUUAGGCAGCAUCUUCCUCUUAAAAAUCACCAUAGGUGGCAGUUUCUAUCCAUUACCAUGGCAACCAAGCACAACAGUAAAAGCCGACUUCUCGUGUCCCGUUGUGUGUAUCACUACCGUGCUGGUCCCCUUCUUCUCCACAGUGUGGUUCACUGGGAUGUCGAAAGUGAGCGGCACCUCGUCCAUGUUGGUGAUGUGGUUGGGCUGGAUGUGUUUGUCUGCAAUUUUUACUGCAGUAGGAGCGGAAGAUGGCCAGCUUUUCCUUGUAAUUCGCCGGAAGUUGCUGAGCCACGGUAGUCCUUUCCCGGAUGGAUAGAUGGCAGCGUUUCAUAAAAUAUACCUAUAUAUCUACUUGGGGCGUGCCUUUAGCGUCCUCUGUCAGCCGUUCCUCUAUAUAAGCAGUGUUGGCAGGAAAUGCUGCCAGUCAGUCAAGCAGAGCGCUCAUCAAUGUCACACAACAACAUUUAGAGAUUUUGGAACUCGGUGCACACAUAAGGCAUUAUAAAGCGCCCCGUCCAUUUUGGAGAAAAUAUAAGACUUUUACAUGCGCCUUAUGGUCGUGAAAAUACGGUAAUCGAAAAAAACAUUUUUGCUUGGUUAAAGAGCAAAAUACACAAGAGAAAAUAAAACAUAGCUUUGUGUUAUUAUUGGUUGUCAGCGUCAACAUUUCAGCUUUUUCUUAUCAGGCCUUUUGCUCUAUUUUUACCAUUUUUUUAAAUUGUAUUUAAUUUAGAGAGGCCAGAAAACAUAUAUCAAUAUCUCAUAUUGUCAAAAAGUUUACCGGUAAACACGUUUCAAUAAGUCACAUUUCUGUUCAAUAUGAAAAUAAAGACCAUUUGUAUUUCUGUUCGUAUCGACUCAAUAGCAUUGCAAUCAUAUUACGUAGCAUUCAUUGUACACAGUGUACUGUAUGUUCUGGAACUGGUUAGCAAAUAUUAAAUAUACAACAAACACAGACAAUGAUCAAAAAACAUGACAGCCGAAAUCAAGGUAACAACAACAAUUUGAGCCAAUGACAAAACUUUUCGAUUAGUCACGCAGUAGUAAAUUAACAACAAAGUAAAUAAUAAAAAAACAAAUUUCCAUAAUGGAGUUCAUGGCACGAUCGGCGCUAACCAACAAAUAACUGCUCCACGUACCCUACACACAUAGCGUCUUAAAAUAUGAUGGGUGGCGAGUGUGAAAGGUGUGUAUGUAUCAUACCGCAGAGUUGUUUUUAUCGAUAAUUCAUAUCAAAAAGGGGGAGGCGUGGUCGUCAGCCGCCAGCCACAACAGAAGCCGGCGAUUGCUCACACCUGCUGGCAUAUUUGCAGCACAGCUGCGACAACGAAUCAAGAAGGAAGUUCACGUCAGCUGACCGGAUCAUGUGACUUUUCGUGGUUAACGCCUACCGUGACGUAUAAUACAUUAAUCUCACUGAUUUUAUUGUUAUCUUGUCUCGGAUCUUCCGCUCGGUUCAGGAGGAGAUGAUGCAACAUAUACAGGUACUACCCAAAAAAUUAGAAUAUCAAGUAAAAGUUGUUUUAUUUUGGCAAUUUAACAGAAAAGAUGAAACCAACUAAUUUUAUUGAGCCGUUACAUGCAAAUUGACAUUUCUCAAGCAGUUCGUUGUUGUAACUUUGCUGAUUAAGAUUUUCAUCUUCUUAAAACCACAAACCCACAAACUCAGAAAAUUAGAAUACUGUGAAAAGCUUCAGUUUUGUAGGUUCAAAGAGUCAAAUUCUAAUCAGGCAAGUAAUCCAAAACACCUGCAAAAGGGUCUUAAGCCUUUCAAAAGUCUGUCUUAGGUUGGCUCCGAAGAGUUCAGACAUGGGGAAGACUGCUGAUCUGACAGUUGUGCAGAAAACUCUCACUGACUUGAAAGUCAAUGAAAAUUGAAAGUGGACAGUCAAGUGGAAGGAAGAAGUGUGGUAGAAAACGGUGUACAAGCAGGAGAGAUGACCGCAGGCUGGAGAGGGUGGUCAGGAAAGGGCCAUUCAAAAAUGGGGGAACUUCAUAAGGAGUGAACCGAUGCUGGAGUUGUUGCUUCAAGAGAAACAACACGCAGGCGGAUGCUGGACAUGGGCUUCAAAUGUCGAAUUCCUGUUGUCUAACCUCUCCUCAAUAGUAAUCAAUGCCAGAGGCACCUUCCGUGGGCAGUGGAAAAGAAGGACUGGUCUGUUGCCCAGUGGGUAAAAGUCCUCUUUUCUGAUUAGAGCAAGUUGUGCACCUCAUUUGGCAACAAAGGUCCCAGAGUCUGGAGGAAGACUGGAGAAGAGCACGAUAGAAGAUGCAUGAAGUCCAGUGUUAGGUUUCCCCAGUCUUUGAUGACUUGGGCAUCCAUGUCAGCUGCUGGUGUUGGUACUCUGUGCUUCAUGAAGUCAAACAUAACCGCAGCCGUCUACCAGGACAUUUAGAGCACUUCAUGCUUGCUUCAGUAGAACAGCUUUAUGGAGAUGCAGACUUCAUCUUCCAGCAGGACUUGGCACCUGCUCACAGUGGUAAAAGUACAAAGUCCUGGUUCAACGACCAUGGGAUUACCAUGUUUGAUUGGCCUGCAAACUCACCUGAUUUGAACCCCAUAGAAAAUCUGUGGGUCAUUGUCAAGAGAAAACUGUACGGGAAGAGACCAAACAAUAAAGAACAGCUAAAGCCACAAUUGAAGCAUGCUGGUCUUCCAUAAUCCCUGAGAUAUGCCACAAACUGAUAGCAUCCAUGCCAUGCCGGAUGAAGGCAGUUAUUCGGGCAAAAGGGGCCUCAACCAAGUACUAAAUACAGGUGCAAGAGUUUAGCUUUGGAGGCCUCACAUUUUUGUAUUUAAAACCCUUUUUUACAUUGACUUUAUGUAAUAUUCUAAUUUUGUGAGUUUUUGAAUUUGAGUUUUUUUAAGCUGCAAGACCUGAUCAGCAAAAUCCAUAGAAAUAAAAACUUGAAAUAUAUUGAUUUGCAUAUUAUUUGUUUAUAUAAUAUGUCAAAUUCACCUUUUAAGUUGAACUGCAGAAAUACAACAACCUUUUCAAGAUAUUCUAAUUUUCUGAGUAGUGCCUGUAUGGUGUGCAGUUGUGGUAUGUAACUGCCGCGUUACAGCGUAUAUACGUCACAGUGUUCAACUUGCUGUUUAGCCACAUUUUCUGUCUGUUUUUUACAUUUUGUUUUCCAUCUCCAUCGCCUUCAAACUUCCUUUUCCUUCUUCGUUAUCUGCGUGGGUAACGUAAGCGAUUCCUCGAGGCACCAUAGUUACCUAAUGUUUUGUCCUUUUGUAUUGCAAACAUACUUUGUUAAAUAAAGAAUAAAAAAAAACUGCAUAAAGGUUUUGUGCCAGAGGGGAGGAGCUGUCAUGUGAUUUUAAUUAGCCCUGUGACUAGUUAACUGCCCCUGCUGCAACACAAAUCUGAUUAUAUGAAAAAUUAAAUACAAAACUUCAACUACGACUACUU
This is a messenger RNA of Dunckerocampus dactyliophorus (ringed pipefish), 7423 nucleotides long. RefSeq names its product pituitary adenylate cyclase-activating polypeptide type I receptor-like. The transcript is spliced from 13 exons. Gene Ontology annotation, molecular function: vasoactive intestinal polypeptide receptor activity; G protein-coupled peptide receptor activity; peptide hormone binding. Lineage: Eukaryota; Metazoa; Chordata; Actinopteri; Syngnathiformes; Syngnathidae. The record is from RefSeq and is a predicted model, not a curated record. Gene Ontology annotation, cellular component: plasma membrane. Gene Ontology annotation, biological process: cell surface receptor signaling pathway; adenylate cyclase-modulating G protein-coupled receptor signaling pathway. The coding region runs from base 46 to 1413 and encodes 455 amino acids.